UCCGUGUAGUCUUUAUUCUUUUUUUAAUUGGUUCUCUUGUUCUAAGUGUUGUUGGAGCUCCAAAGAGAGGAGAUAUGGUGGUGGCUUCACCAAACCCAGCUCGGGCUGAAAAGUUUCAACCCAUUGUGCUCCCUGUCGUGGACCUUUCAGCUGAGAGAUUAGAGGUGUCAAACCUCAUUGUUAAAGCCUGUGAAGAGUAUGGUUUCUUUCAGGUGAUCAACCAUGGAGUGUCUGAGGAUAUCAUUGCCCAAAUGGAAGAAGAAGGUCUCAACUUCUUUGCCAAGCCACUCUCUGAGAAACAAAGAGCUGGACCUGCCACUCCCUUUGGUUAUGGUUGCAAGAACAUUGGCUUCAAUGGUGAUAUUGGAGAAGUUGAAUAUCUUCUGUUUGAUACCAACCCUCUAUCCAUUUCUCAGAGAUCCAAUACCAUCUCCAAUGACCCCAAAAAGUUCAGCUUUGCUGUGAGUGGUUACAUACAAGCAGUUAGGGGAUUGGCAUGUGAGAUCCUGGAUCUGAUGGCAGAGGGAUUGUGGGUCCAUGAUUCAUCAGUGUUUAGUAGGAUGAUCAGGGACGUUGAAAGUGACUCGCUUUUCAGGCUCAAUCACUAUCCACCCAUUCUCUGCAAGGAUAGGGAAACGUCGCCCUCAUCAUUUCAUGGUCACAGCAGCAGCAAGGUUGGGUUUGGGGAGCAUUCCGACCCUCAGAUCUUGACCAUCCUGAGAUCCAACGAUGUGGGUGGCCUGCAAAUUUCUCUGGAUGAAGGUGUGUGGGUCCCUGUCCCCCCUGACCCCAAUGCCUUUUGUGUUAAUGUGGGUGAUGUUUUACAGGCUAUGACCAAUGGGAGGUUCGUAAGCGUGAGGCACAGAGCCUUGACCAAUUCCUACAAGUCUAGAAUGUCAAUGGCCUAUUUUGGGGCACCACCACUACAUGCUUGGGUCAGUGCUCCCGCAGAGCUGGUCACCCCCCAAAAGCCUUUGCUGUACAGGCCUUUUACCUGGGGUGAAUACAAGAAAGCUUCAUAUUCUCUCCGGCUUGGAGAAGGCCGCCUUGACCUUUUCAGAAAGCACAGUAUAGAUGAACACGUUGCUUGACGACUUUCCAAGUUACAUCUUUAGCUGCUCCUGAUGGGGGAAUUUUGGCUGUAAUCCUUCCCAUUUCCCAUGGUUUUUGUUUACAGGAAGAAAAUGUAGUCAUAAACUUGUUAUUUGGGGUGGGAAAAUGGUUUAUGUUAUAUGUAGUUUAGUCAUCAGUGAAAAGUUCUCUUUUCCAAGCAGCUUUGGCAUUCUUUUGUGCAGUUAUAUUUCUGCACAUGAACAAUAAUCCUUAUGGUCCUGAUCUUUUUGCAAGAUUGACCCUAGCUAAUGGUCCUGAGUGGGAAAUGACAUACACUGGGAGAGAAAGGCUAUGGAUAGAGAUAGAACAUACCAAUGCAGUGGGCUGAACGCUAUGAAUAGGAAAUGACCACAAGAUUGGGGAAUCGAAAUUUGGAUGCCAUACUCCAAGCUGAAUAGGACAUAAUGAGGGACCAAAGACAGGUAUGUCAAGCAGUUUAGUAGGGGUUUUUCAUUUUCAAUGGCCUGUCAAAAGUUCACAAAAUUGAAAGCUAGCAUGGCUUACAGCACUAGAUGAGUUACUCAACAUGUCGUCCUAUCCUUGGGGUUGUUUGACCACGAAACAACCACUGAAGAUGUUCUUUUAAGGCAUCCUUUCCUUUCCUAACCUUCAUACAAGUGCGUAUUCUCACCAGGGAAUUAAUGGAUUGAGUCUUGGCACCAGAUUGCUCCACACCACUGAAUAGUCUUAUUGCCUGGCUAAGAUAGCAUGGCUCCACUCCAAGCCUCCAACUUUAAAACUUGGAUGGGGACAUAAGACAAGUACCGGUUUUGUGUCAAAAUCCACAGAAAGUAAUGCAACAAAAUAAAAUCAGACGAUGAAAAUGAAGAGCUUAUAUUUUAUUGACGUAGAUUUGGAUUAGACCGUUCACUUUUAGGAAAUUGCCAAUGGUCCACUAUUGUUGAGAUAUGCAUGAAGCGACUUUCCACAGGAAAAAGGGUAAUCAUGCACAUUACAGUUCAGUGCUGAGGAUUUGAUGUUGGGUUCCAGAGUUCAAAUGUGUAGAUAAGGAUCGAGGAUAGAUUUCUGUAACUCGUGGAACCCACUCAGGACUGUGGGCUUUGAGUGGUUUAACAGGGGAGUCAUUGGACUAAUUUGCAGGUUUGGGGCCAUUCUUGCAGCACAAUUGGGCACCAAAUCUCAAUCCCACAGGUCCCUUACCCUGUUCAUGUCUGAAUCUGAUUACGAACAAGUCGAAUGCGAGCCCUUGAGACUAUUAACUCAGUUUCUUUCAAGCUCAGGCUACUACCUUCAGAAGCCCAAUGCAAUUUGAUUCCUCUAUCAGAAGAGAAAUAAAAGCAGAGAUCGUAUUUCAAAAUUAAUUUAGUUCCUUGUGAUUUUGGAAAUCAAAUGUAGCAUUAAAAGUACUUCACAUGAAUAAGUACUGAAAAGAGUAUUCUGAAAAUUGGCUAAUGAUAAGUUUUAUGAGGAAGAAGCAUCAUAUCUUCCGUGGCGUUGAUUUAAGGCAUCCUUUCCUUUCCUUUACUAACCUUCAUACAAGUGCGUAGUCUCACCAGGGAAUUAAUGGAAUUGAGUCUUGAUACCAGAUUGCUCCACUCCACUGAAUAGAGUCUUAUUGCCUGGCUAAGAUAGCAUGGCUCCACUCCAGGCCUCCACUUCAGAACUUGGAUGGGGACAUAAGACAAGUACCGGCUUUGUGUCAAAAUCCACAGAAAGUAAUGCAACAAAAUAAAAUCAGACGAUGAAAAUGAAGAGCUUAUAAUUUAUUGACGUAGAUUUGGAUUAGACCGUUCACUUUUAGGAAAAUGCCAAAGGUCCACUGUUGUUGAGAUAUGCAUGAAGCCAUUUUCCCAGGAAAAAGGUGAUAAUGCAUUAAAGUUCAGUGCUAAGGAUUUGAUGUUGGGUUCCAGAGUUCAAAUGUGUAGAUAAGGAUGGAGGGCUGUCAGGAGGAUAGGCUUCUGUAACUCGCACUGUGGGCUUUGAGUGGCUUGACAGGGGCGUAAUUGGACUAAUUUGCAGGUUUGGGGCCAUUCUUGCAGCACAAUUGGGCUCCUAAUUUCAAUUCCCCAGGUCCUUACUCUUUUGCCUAGAAAUUGGCAUAUGGCACCCUGUUCUUGUCUGAAUCUGAUUAUGAACAAGUUGAAUGCAAGCCCUUUAGACUAUUGACUCAGUUUCUUUCAAGCUCAGGCUGCAUCCUUCAGAAACCCCGGCAAUUUGAUUCCUGUAUCAGAAGAGAAAUAAAAGCAGAGAUCGUGUUUCAAAAUUAAGUUAAUUCCUUAUGAUUUUGGAAAUCAAAUGUAGCAUUAAAAGUACUUAACAUGAAUUAGUACUCAGAAUAUUCUGAAAAUUGGCUAAUGAUAAGUUUUCUGAGGAAGGAGUAUCAUAUGUUCCGUGGAGUUGAUUUCUUGCCAAUGAGAUGAAGGUUGUCAUCAGAAAUUACGGCCAUAAGAAUCGAGCUAGAUCUCCCAUGGCCACAAUUAUGAUUUUAUGCAACAAUGGCAGCCUGAA
Molecule: messenger RNA, 3582 nt
Organism: Durio zibethinus
Lineage: Eukaryota; Viridiplantae; Streptophyta; Magnoliopsida; Malvales; Malvaceae
Product: gibberellin 2-beta-dioxygenase 2-like
Source: RefSeq, a predicted model, not a curated record